UUUAUAUCAAAAUUUAUCACUGCUCCAAGUGUAUCGUCCGAAAUGUCACCGGUAUUGUGCGCAAUCCUUAUCGUGUUAGUUUUAUUGAUCUACAAAUAUAAAAUCAAAGAUCCGAAACCCAUUUUCGGUAUUUAUUCACUGCCGGGGAAGUGGUAUUAUUUAAAAUAUGCAGUGUUCGCCUGUUUGUAUUAUUAUAGAAAAUAUUCACAUAAAAAUAGUUCCGCCAGUAAGGGGGGGCGCGCGGGGCAAGGGGUGAAGGCAGUAGCCGACCCCGCUUUUAUGGACAGGGCUCAGCCAUUGAGUGAACAUGCCAAAGCCUUUGACGCCGUGUUCUUCAUCUCCGCGUCCAGAAAUGAGAAAGGAGAAGGGAUCUACUUCGUGUCUGGAUGUGAAAGGAGACCGAUGGGAAUGUGCAACGGCUUGUUCUAUAUCGGGUUACCAGGUAAAGGUCUGCUGUGCAGCAAGAAGAUCCCGGACACCGUUCUUUUCGGGGCGGAGGUGAGCGAGUUCGGAGCUGAAGGGAUCAAAAUGGCGCCCGUGGAACCUAUGAAGAAAUGGAGUGUGACAUAUAGAGGGCAGAUGUGGUACCAAAACGAUCCAAGCAAGCUGGUGGACGUGGUCUUCGAGGGGGAAUGGACGGCCACAGCUGAUUACUUCGACUACGACACCGACCUUCAUCCACCAACGGUCAUCAGGUCCAUUGCCAGGGAGAAGUGGAGUAGGGAGUACUUUGAUAUACUGAAAAACACUCAUCAAUCCCACUACGAGCAGUUUGGAGUGAUGAAGUGCAAGUUUCAAAUAGACAACGAGUCUUUUAUGUACACCGUACCUUCCUUCAGAGAUCACAGUUUUGGACAAAAGCGCGACUGGACCUUAAUGCAUAGAUACGGGUUCCACCACAUAUUCUUGAAGAACGGCGUUCGCAUCAGCGUUGGAGUCAUCAACCACACGUGCACUGCCUCGGUAUUGGAGUUAGGCGUAGUGACACUAUCCGACGGCACCCUUUUGCCUGUAAAGUGGGUGGAUCUACAGCUGUGGCAGCACGGGGAGGGGGGGCAGCCCCCCCGGGACUACGCCUUUAGGCUCGCCGCUGGGGACCAAGUGUAUACUGUUCAGGUUCUAGUGGAAUACGAAUCUGUUCACUACGUGUCUGAAGAGUGGGAAGCUCGUAUGGUGGAGCGGUUCUGCAAGUACACAGUGAACAAUGUCCCAGGGAACGGCGUCUCCGAGUUCCAUUACAGGCACAAAGAUGGCCGCCCUGAGAGCGUGGCUAAGAACGACCCUGAGUGGUACAGAAGGAUGUGCCAUAAGAUUUGAACUCAUUAAUCAUGAUUACUGCAAGAUAGGCUCUUUGAUUGUCGAAGUUAGCUGUUAGCUUGCUUUUUGUAAUAAUACAGGUAAUAAAUACGUAACGUCGCUCGGUUACCACGGAUCAUUGUAAUUUACUCUUUGGUUGUAAUGUUUUUUUUGUAACAUGAUUUAAAACGUGCGAUAGAAAAUAAAGGUGCGUUAUCUACACGUUUAAUACCUGUAUUAUUUGCAAAUAGUUUAUUGCAACUGUUAUUAACUUACAAUUUUGUUACUUAAAAGUACAUUUUAAACGAUUUUUUUUUGUUAGUUCAAGCAUUUACGAUAAGUUUCAUUCAUAAAAAGAAAAAACUGUCUGAAAACUGCAGUACUAAAAUACCAUUGGAACAUAAAAUAGUGUCAAUAAAGAAAACUUCUUAAAAUCAAAGAAAUGACAAAGAUCAUUAAGUAAUAAGUCCAAAAUAAUAAAAAAAAUACAGAAUAAGCUAAGUUUCGUCAAUUCAAUUGUGUCUGGUAAUUGUUAAGAUUGGAUGGGUGUUUUAUAUUGUUGUUAUAACAAAGAUAUGUUGUUUGUUUUUUUUUUUCAUUUAUUUGUGUAAUAUAUUUUUUAUAUUUAA
Amyelois transitella is the source of this 1925-nucleotide messenger RNA. RefSeq lists its product as uncharacterized. The transcript is spliced from 9 exons. The coding region runs from base 43 to 1317 and encodes 424 amino acids. NCBI's taxonomy places the organism in Eukaryota, Metazoa, Arthropoda, Insecta, Lepidoptera, Pyralidae. The record is from RefSeq and is a predicted model, not a curated record.